This is a messenger RNA of Olea europaea var. sylvestris, 598 nucleotides long. RefSeq names its product FAM10 family protein At4g22670-like. The record is from RefSeq and is a predicted model, not a curated record. The transcript is spliced from 3 exons. Bases 69 to 395 code for a protein of 108 amino acids. NCBI's taxonomy places the organism in Eukaryota, Viridiplantae, Streptophyta, Magnoliopsida, Lamiales, Oleaceae.
AUAAAUAGAGGCUUGACACACCAAAAUACUCAUUAAGAAAAAGUAUAAGAAAAUUCUUGGAGAGAAAAAUGGGCUCCAAGACAAUUACUUUUUGCAUUUUCUUGGCUGUAGUUCUUCUGAUUACAUCAAAAGCGACAGCAGAUCAUCAGUAUUGGCCAGGACCUGGAGGUUGGUGGCCUGGCUAUCCAGGAGGCUAUCCAGGAGGCUAUCCUGGAGGCUAUCCAGGAGGCUAUCCAGGAGGCUAUCCUGGAGGAUAUCCAGGAGGCUAUCCUGGAGGCUAUCCAGGAGGCUAUCCUGGAGGUGGAGGUUAUCCUGCAGGCUAUACAAAAGGAGGUUCUUCCGGAGGUGGAGGAGGCAGCAAAAAUGCUGGUGGAAUGAGGGAUGCACAACCUUAAAUUAAGCCUCCAUGCUGAAUCUAGCUCGACAAAGUGUAGCAUUUACGCGUUAUAUAUACAACUUCGUGGAUGAAUAUGAUGCCAAUAAAUAUGUAAAUUUAGUAGUGGUUUGUGAGUGUAAUGUUGUAUAAUGUUUGCUGUCUUAAUUAUGUAAUGUGCACUAGCAUAUAUUGAAUAAUGAUGAAGUUAAAUAUGUUGGAGUA